AACUUACUAAAACUACGCAUAUAAAUAAAGAAAGUCCACCAAUGAAUUAAAAAAAAACAGCAUAUACUAUACUACGUACUUAAUUAACUACUACAUACGUAUAAAAAUCAUGGCGGCGGCGGUGGUGCCCCUGGCGUACCAGAACAACACGUCGACGGCACCGGACUGGCUGAACAAAGGAGACAACGCAUGGCAGAUGAUCGCCGCCACCUUGGUCGGCCUCCAGAGCGUUCCGGGCCUCGUCAUCCUCUACGGCAGCGUCGUGAAGAAGAAAUGGGCCGUCAACUCCGCCUUCAUGGCCCUCUAUGCCUUCGCCGCCGUCAUCAUUUGCUGGGUCACCUGGGCCUACAAGAUGUCCUUCGGCGAGAAGCUCCUCCCUUUCUGGGGAAAAGCCGGGCCCGCUCUCGGCCAGAAGUUCCUCCUCAUGCAGGCGGCGCUCCCCGCCACCGUCCACUACUUCAGCAACGGCGCCGUCGAGACCGCCGAGUCUACUCCUCUCUACCCCAUGGCUUCCAUGGUGUGGUUCCAGUGCGUAUUUGCGGCGAUCACGCUGAUACUCCUGGCGGGGUCGCUGCUGGGGCGAAUGAACUUCAUGGCGUGGAUGGUUUUCGUGCCGCUGUGGCUGACCUUCUCCUAUACGGUGGGGGCUUUCAGUCUCUGGGGCGGCGGCUUUCUGUUCCAGUGGGGAGUCAUGGACUAUUCCGGCGGUUACGUCAUCCACCUCUCUUCCGGCAUUGCCGGUUUAACCGCCGCUUACUGGAAUCCUUUCAGGUUGUGGUAGUACUUCUGCAGCCUGACCUCUGAACCAGGCAGGAAUAUGAGCUGCCAUAGGUAGUUCUCCCCUGAACUUCUUCAGUUGUGAUACAUGGAAUACAUCAUGUAUUUGAGAGUCAUCUGAUUGUUGCUUGUAAUGCUAUCUAUCCACAGCUUCAACCUUAGACUCCCCAGGCAGAUAUGGCAGAUUCAAAGGGGGUGGUUGAUUAUAUAUGAUUUCAUAUGGAGUAGUACCAGCUGAUGAAUGAAAGUGUGUAUUAAACCACCACUCUGCUAAUGGCAACCAUAAACUCCAGUCUUUAGGUCUUUCACCACACAUACAUCUGAGAUAUGCCUCUAAACAUUUGUUCACUAUUUCUGUUUGACCAUCAGACUGUGGAUGGUAAGCAGAAGAUAGAUUGAACUUAGUCCCUUGGAUAGAAAACAAUCCCUUCCAAAAUUGACUUAAGAAGAUGGCAUCUCUAUCACUCACAAUACUCUUGGGCCAGCCAUGUAGUUUAAAAAUAUUAUCCAAGUAGGCUUGAGCUACUUCAACUGCAGUAAAAGGAUGUGCCAAAG
Molecule: messenger RNA, 1332 nt
Organism: Cuscuta epithymum
Lineage: Eukaryota; Viridiplantae; Streptophyta; Magnoliopsida; Solanales; Convolvulaceae
Source: the annotation of a GenBank genome assembly